CAUGACUUAGAAUUGUGUCUGACAUCUUACCAUUCGUGUUUGAUAUAUACAUGUGAAAGAUUAAACAUAAGGUUAAAGAAUAAAUAAUAAAGAUUUUGUGCAAUAUUGAAAAUACGAAUUAUUACUAGUAGCUAGAACUACUUCUUUUUCAGAAGAAAAUGAGCAUGUAAAUUCUUUUAUCGUACGAUAUGUUACUCAAAUAUAUCGAUAUGUACGAGAAAACUAUGCAUCAGAUAUAAAUAAAGAACUAAUUUGUUAUGCUUGAAUGACGAAGUCACGCAUUUUGCGUUUUGGAAUACUCAUCUGAGUAAGAAAAAGAAGACUACGAGAAUGUCGAGUGCGAUAAAGAGAUCAGGAAAGAUUUAUUUUAAUGUAAUUUUGCUUCUGACCGAAUAAUUCAGUGUUUCGAUGCGAAGUAGAAAUGGCGGAUGUUAUAUUUAUCACGCAUUUCGUACUCUUGUUGACAUUCAAAUUAUGUUCAGGCGAAGGAGCGAUGGCAUUAGAAGAGCAAGAUAUUUCUCUUGAUAAUGAAAAAUUAAAUCUACCUGAAACAUUGGAACACAGUCUUGCUAGUAAUACAGUUGGCCAUAAACGUUUCAAGUGCCAUAUAUGUGAAGAUUCGGAGUGUUCAUUAUCUAGCAUCUGUGAAGAUGCAAUCACUUGUUGGAAGUCCAGGGUGAAAGAAGCUGAUGGUACUGAAUCUGUUAGUCGUGGCUGUUACAAAUUAGAGGAACAUAAGUUGUUUAUGUGUAAUAAAGAAGACAACCAAGAUGCAGAACAUAAGGAAAGGCAUAUUAGAGGAUUAACAAAUGGUGUUCAAUAUUCUGUGGAAUGCUGUCAAGCAGAUUUUUGUAAUGUUGGCCCAUAUCCUGUAUUGCAAGAUUAUUCAACUAAUGCUGAUAAAGGAAAUUAUGUAGUGAAAUUAACUUUUGCAAUUCUUGGGCCAAUGAUCGCAUUGCUUGUUGCUGGAGGGAUUCUAUUCUGUUUAUUAGCGCAUCGAACGCGAAGAAAACGGCCGAUGGCGUCCCGUCGGAAUAAACUUAUUAUAGAUCCCGAUAUUGAACCUUCUAUGUUACAUUUCUCUUUUUCCUCACCUACAUCGUCUGCUACUUAUCAUCCACAUGAGCUUAGAGCAACAGCUGCUGGUGAUAGUACACUUAAGGAAUAUCUAGAUGGUCGAAGUUUGACAAGUGGUUCUGGUUCUGGGUUGCCCUUGUUAGUACAAAGAACUUUAGCUAAACAAGUAGCUUUAGUAGAGUGUCUCGGUAACGGUAGCAGUGGAGGAUUCGGCGGAGAAGUGUGGAGAGGAAUUUGGCAUGGCGAAAAUGUAGCUGUAAAAAUUUAUUUUUCGCGAGACGAAGCGGCGUGGGCUCGGGAGACCGAAGUUUAUUCCAAGUUGUUACCAUCUAGGCAUGACAAUAUUCUGGGAUAUGUCGGCAGCGAUAUGACUAGUAGAGCCAGCUGCACUCAACUUUGGUUGGUGACGCAAUACCAUCCUCUCGGUUCGCUCUUCGAUCACCUCAAUCGGUCGCCACAUCCGUUGACGCAUCAUCAAACGCUCAAUAUUUGUCUGAGUAUCGCUAAUGGUUUGCUUUAUUUGCACACGGAGAUUCACGGCACUAGAGGCAAACCAGCUAUGGCCCAUCGUAAUCUUAAAUCGAAGAAUAUCUUGGUCAAGACUAACGGUGGUUGUGUAAUCGCCGAUUUCGCAUUAUCUGCUACGCAGGAUCGUCUUAUGGUAGACAGAGUUGAUCUACGGCAAGGAACUAAACGUUAUAUGAGUCCCGAAAUUCUCGAUCAAACAAUAAACAUCGAAUGUUUAGAGAGCUUCAGACGAGCCGAUAUCUAUAGUUUAGGAUUGGUAAUGUGGGAAGUCUGUCGCAGAUGUAUAAGCAAUGGCGUAGCCUUGGAAUACGCGAUGCCGUAUUAUGAAUGGCUGCCUAGCAAUAAUCAAGAACCCUCCAUAGAAGAAAUGCGCAAAUUAGUCUCGUUCGACCAGCGAAGGCCGCCGCUUCCUAAUAGAUGGCAUUCCGACCCGACAUUAGCCGGGAUGGGAAAGUUAAUGCGAGAGUGUUGGCAUGGAAAACCAGCGGCUAGAUUACCCAUUCUUAGGGUAAAGAAGACACUCGUUAAGUUAGCAGCUAAUGAUUCUCGUGUUCAUUUACCGCUCGAUUGACCAGCAUUCAUCUUACCGAGCUCUCUUUCAUCCAUAUAUUUAUUACUGUUGCUGCAACAACGUCACGCGCAUUGUAAGUUCGAUCAUUAUCAUUACCAUCAGCAACAAUCGUGCGUUAUCGAAUGCAUUAUAUCAAGAUUAAAAAAUAUCGCAUAUCGACAUAUCGAAAUAACAAUGUUAAUACGUUUGUUAAUGUUUGGCAUAUGAAUUUCGUUGCCUUACGUUCUUUAUUACUGUUACCAUUCUGGAACAAUGAUAGUAUUAAGCUUAAGUAUAAUAUAGUUUUGUAGUGUCAAUUAAACCAAAUUACUAAGUAGAAAUAUUGUUAAUUCCACAAGACGGUUCAAAAUUAUCUAUUAAAAAAAAAACAGAUAUUAUAUAUGUAAGAAUGUACAAUGAAUUUUUUUCAUAAUUUACACAAAUGAGACAGGAAUGUGAUUCUCAAUUAUGUUCAAAAAUUGAAUAUACUCUACAUGUAUAUAAUAAUCAUUAUUUUAAUUCAUAUUGAGAAAACAGAUUUAUUACUAUUUUUAUUAAUACUAUUAUUGCUAUCAAUAUAUCAUUUUUUAUAUGAUUUCUAAGCGAUUAUGAAUCAGUUCGAUUCAAAUUGUCAUACAAAAACAGUAAUCUCUUAAUUGAAUAAUUGUAAUAUAAUAUUGUUAGUAAAUUUCUUUUCAGGAUCUUUUCAGUAUCGCGCGCAAUAGUUCGAAUAAGUGAUUAAAAAAUAUUUGUAAAUAGUGUGUAUCUCUGUAUCGAUAGCUAUCAUACAAUUAAUUAAUACAUAGCUAUUAUCAUAUGUCUUUCUCAUAAAAUCAUCAGCAAAGUAUAGACAGAAAUAAGAAUGAUGUGAAAGUAAGCAAACUAUUAUAUACAAAAGAUAUUAUACAUUUUUCUGUAUAAUAUUUCUAAUAAUUUCAUGAAAAAUGCUUUCUUAUAGACUAUAUUCCACUUGGCAAUUGCAAUAUUCAUGCGAUCAUUUCCUUAUUUUUUAUUGAAAAUUAAACAAGGAUAAAUGAUGUCCGCGAGUUUUGCGAUUGCCAAAUAGAAUGUAGUCUUGGCACUUAUAUAUAAAUAAUCAAUGCGUUAUUAAAGAUGAGGAUGGAUGUAUAAAUAGCAGAAUAUGUAGUAUAUAAUUGUAUGUAAUAAAAUUAUUGUACAAAGGUUUUUGUACGUAACACACA
This is a messenger RNA of Cataglyphis hispanica, 3357 nucleotides long. RefSeq names its product activin receptor type-1-like (gene sax). Lineage: Eukaryota; Metazoa; Arthropoda; Insecta; Hymenoptera; Formicidae. The transcript is spliced from 7 exons. The coding region runs from base 422 to 2176 and encodes 584 amino acids. Gene Ontology annotation, molecular function: transforming growth factor beta receptor activity, type I; metal ion binding; ATP binding. Gene Ontology annotation, biological process: protein phosphorylation; BMP signaling pathway; cellular response to growth factor stimulus. Gene Ontology annotation, cellular component: plasma membrane; BMP receptor complex. The record is from RefSeq and is a predicted model, not a curated record.